AUGCCAGCAUCCGGAUAUGUUGGGAUGCCAGCAUCCGGAUAUGUUGGGAUGCCAACAUCUGGAUAUUUUGGGAUGCGAGCAUCCCGAUAUGUUGGGAUGCCAGCAUCCGGAUAUUUUGGGAUGCCACCAUCCGGAUAUGUUGGGAUGCCAGCAUCCGGAUAUGUUGGGAUGCCAGCAUCCGGAUAUGUUGGGAUGCCAACAUCUGGAUAUUUUGGGAUGCGAGCAUCCCGAUAUGUUGGGAUGCCAGCAUCUGGAUAUGUUGGGAUGCCAGCAUCCGGAUAUGUUGGGAUGCCAGCAUCCGGAUAUGUUGGGAUGCCAACAUCCGGAUAUGUUGGGAUGCCAGCAUCCCGAUAUACACUUUUUUGA
This is a messenger RNA of Mytilus californianus (California mussel), 366 nucleotides long. RefSeq names its product small proline-rich protein 3-like. Bases 1 to 366 code for a protein of 121 amino acids. Lineage: Eukaryota; Metazoa; Mollusca; Bivalvia; Mytilida; Mytilidae. The record is from RefSeq and is a predicted model, not a curated record. The transcript is spliced from 2 exons.